GCUCCGGCUCUGCGCGGCGCGGCGCCCGCCGGCCCCGAGCGCGGAUUCUAAGAGCGGCGCUGUCCUUGGCCCCGCCUGGACCGAUCGGGGGUGCCAGGAGGGGACGGAGCGCCCCCCUCCCACCGCAGUGCAGGGGCCACCCCUGGCCGGAGAUCGGCCUCGGAGCGUGGGGGGUAUGUGCAGCUAACGGUCCCGUCGGGCGGUCUUUCCUCUGGCCAACAGCGCAGGAGGUGCGCCCCAGCUAUGGAGUGUCCCGGGAGACGGCGGGCAUGACGGCGACAGGAUGGGCGCGAACAAUGGCAAACAGUACGGCAGUGAGGGCAAAGGCAGCUCAAGCAUCUCAUCCGACGUGAGUUCAAGUACAGAUCAUACGCCGACCAAAGCCCAGAAGAAUGUGGCUACCAGUGAAGACUCCGACCUGAGCAUGCGCACACUGAGCACGCCCAGCCCAGCCCUGAUAUGUCCACCGAGUCUGCCAGGAUUUCAGAAUGGAAGGGGCUCGUCCACCUCCUCGUCGUCCAUCACCGGGGAGACGGUGGCCAUGGUCCACUCCCCGCCCCCGACCCGCCUCACGCACCCGCUCAUCCGGCUCGCCUCCAGGCCCCCGAAGGAGCAGGCCAGCGUGGACCGGCUCCCGGACCAGAGCAUGGUGCAGAUCUUCUCCUUCCUGCCCACCAACCAGCUGUGCCGCUGCGCGCGCGUGUGCCGCCGCUGGUACAACCUGGCCUGGGACCCGCGCCUCUGGAGGACUAUUCGCCUGACGGGCGAGACCAUCAACGUGGACCGCGCCCUCAAGGUGCUGACCCGCAGACUCUGCCAGGACACCCCCAACGUCUGUCUCAUGCUGGAGACCGUCACUGUCAGCGGCUGCAGGCGGCUCACAGACCGGGGGCUUUACACCAUCGCCCAGUGCUGCCCCGAGCUGAGGCGCCUCGAAGUCUCAGGCUGUUACAAUAUCUCCAACGAGGCCGUGUUUGACGUGGUGUCCCUCUGCCCCAACCUGGAGCACCUGGACGUGUCGGGGUGCUCCAAAGUGACCUGCAUCAGCUUGACCCGGGAGGCCUCCAUUAAACUGUCCCCCUUGCAUGGCAAACAGAUUUCCAUCCGCUACCUGGACAUGACGGACUGCUUCGUGCUGGAGGACGAAGGGCUACACACCAUCGCGGCGCACUGCACGCAGCUGACCCACCUGUACCUGCGCCGCUGCGUGCGCCUCACCGACGAGGGCCUCCGCUACCUGGUCAUCUACUGCACGUCCAUCAAGGAGCUGAGCGUCAGCGACUGCCGCUUCGUCAGCGACUUCGGCCUGCGGGAGAUCGCCAAGCUGGAGUCCCGCCUGCGGUACCUCAGCAUCGCGCACUGCGGCCGGGUCACCGACGUGGGCAUCCGCUACGUGGCCAAGUACUGCGGCAAGCUGCGCUACCUCAACGCGAGGGGCUGCGAGGGCAUCACGGACCACGGCGUGGAGUACCUCGCCAAGAACUGCACGAAACUCAAGUCUCUGGACAUAGGCAAAUGCCCUUUGGUGUCCGACACGGGCCUGGAGUGCCUGGCCCUGAACUGCUUCAAUCUCAAGCGGCUCAGCCUCAAGUCCUGCGAGAGCAUCACCGGCCAGGGCCUGCAGAUCGUGGCCGCCAACUGCUUCGACCUCCAGAUGCUCAACGUCCAGGACUGCGAGGUGUCCGUGGAGGCCCUGCGGUUUGUGAAACGCCACUGCAAGCGCUGCGUCAUCGAGCACACCAACCCGGCCUUCUUCUGACGGGACAGCUUUCGUCCCGGCGUUGUUUUCGCACCAACGUGAACGAAACAAAACGUUUUUUUAAAAAAAAUGCAGCAUAUGUACGCAUCGACAGCCACUCAUAACAGCUCUUUCUCCCAGGAAGGUUCUUAGAAUCUGGCUUUUAUUUUUCCUAAUUUGUCAUGGGCAACAGAGGUCAAAGAAACGAGGGGUGGGGGGAGGAUGGGAGACAAAUUUCUGUUACAGCAAACAGGUUCGUUUUUUGGUCUGGUCAUUUGUAGGCAGUUUCUCUUUUCACAAAAGAGGUAUUUCAGCAGGCUGAUUGCAGCGGCUUUAGAAAGGCGGCUCGCUCCCCCGCCCACCUCAGCCCCUCCCCCCGACAGCAGCAGCAACAGCAAGGGGGCAUCAGAACAAAAUGCCCUCCAGGUCUCCUCUUUAAACUACUUGAUUGGCCUGAAUUACCUUCCUCAAUCCCACAUCCGAGCAAAUUCUGGUUAACUAAAUCUCAUAGCCCUUUGCACAUACAAAGUGCUUCCCAAACCUUUCUAUAAAUCCUUUGUGGCCAGCAGCACGGUGGAGGAAGAGACCUCAUUCUUCCCCAGCUUUGCCACUGACUAGCUGUGUGACCCUGGCCAAAGCACUUCACCUCUCUGGGCUGCAGCUUCGGGCACUGAAUCAGAGACCAUCCAGCUCAAAAAUUAGCUUCAUUCUCAUUUUAGGAACAGAGAUACUAAUAAACAAAAUCACCUUGGCAUCGAGCACACAGGCAUCUACCUCUUCCAAGAGAAUUGAUUCUGUGCUGUCAGGCGAUUCUAAGGAGUUAACAUCAGUGCACAAAGCGUCUUGUGUGUCCUUUGGCUCCCAUCUAUCACCCACAUCCCUGUUUGUUUUGGUGGGUGAGUCCUGUGCACAUCCUCUCUGCCCCUGCUGGAUGCUAUGGUUUCUUUGUACAAGUACUUUCUGCAUCCCCCGCUCCACUGUUAGUGAGGCACCAGAUGCAUAAUCACAGCAGAGCCCAGAUCCCCCAGUCCAGUUGCUUUGCUCAGUGUUUUCAAGUAGGAGGAAAGACGCUAACAAUUUUUAAUUAACAAGCAAGGCCCAAGGGAACACAUGUCCUCAAAGGUUUUUUUAAUCCCUCGCCUUGCACACCUGGCAUGCAUCAGGCACAUCUGUCCUGUAGCUGGCAAGGACAGACACCUUGGUCCUUUGUCAUUCAGAUCCCAUUUGGACUCUUCUCAUCUAUUUAUUUCUUUAUGCAUCCAGACUUCAUCACAUGAAGCCUAUCGGGUUAAGUUUGUAAGUGUUUAAUUGUGCAAAUUGCCAUCUUGUGUGCAUCCUCCUUGGCUGUCUGCAUGUUUUCCAUCAAAGAAUGCAAAGCAGACUUCCAGGUGUUUUAAUUCUGUUCACUCAAAAAUGCCAGGCAAAUGGAAGAGGAAAUGCACUGAUAUAACUUAGCUGCUGGUCCACCAACCAGACCCUUGGAACAGAACAUUAAAAUCGUCACAAAAUAUGUAUUUUAAAUGGAUGGAAUUUUAAAUGGUCCUGUCUGAAUAGAAAUCUAUAUGUUAGCCUGGGUGGUGUGAAAUCAGGUAGCCAGAAGAAAGUCCAUUGCUCCUUUUCAUGAAGUUAAGUUGGCUUUUAUUAACAGAUGCCCUUUCCCAAAUUAUUCUCUGGCCAGGCCCCUCCUUCAUCACUGUUGAAACAGCUCAUCCGUUUCCUUCUCAAAGGGUCCACCGUCCAAACCCAGAACCUCUGCAUCUCCAAGCCAAGCACGCUGAAUUUGUUUCAGAACCAGCUUGCAUACCCUCGACAACUGCACUCCCACUGUAGGCUCCCGUGCAUACUGUGAUCUUCUGCUGGGAAGGAAAAGUUAGUGUGACAAGGUGGCAUCUGCUCAGGAGGUGUCUUUCAUUUUUCCUGUUACAGUAAACGUGGCCUGUCCAAUCAACAUCAUCUCCAACGUAGAUGUGCAAUCAAGUUUAUGCGCCAUGGGGGAAAUCAGUUGUUUAGCUGGGGGGCAGUGUCAGUGGGGGUCAUAGAGCUUCAAACCAUGAAAGAAAUUUAAGGUAGCAUCCCUCUGCUCUGUGACUUGUGGCCUUAUUUGAAGUUUCAGACUUUGAGAGUCACAAAGGACUGUCCCUAAUUCUUGGCCCUGGGGUCUUCCAAGUGAGUUGGUUUAAUACUCCUGGAAUGAGCAGAGAUCCAAAAUGGCUCCCUGAACCAUUGUGAACAUCUUUCUCGACACCUCUUGACCAUGUCACCUGCACUGUCUUCCAAGCAUGAGACAAAGCUGACUUCACAAUGAUUGCCCAGCAUGUACUGUCUCACCCAUUUUCUCCUUUUUUCCCCAGUUUCCUCAUCAUCCAUUCUCUUCUCCCUCGGGGUAGGAAUCUAUGAUGGAGGUUACUGGGGAAACAGCUCAGCAGGUUUUUAGAGACCAAGCAAAAGGCCUCACUAGGAAAUUUAUCUAUUUUAAAACAUUGCUUCCUUCCUGGCUCUGCUAAAUUGAAUGCUCAUUGUUUUUUUAAUUCUAAUGUUCAAAUCACUGCGUGCUGUAUGAUUCUAGAAAGCCUUAAUUUACUACCACCAAGAAAUAAAGCAAUAUGUUGGUAA
Messenger RNA from Lemur catta (Ring-tailed lemur), 4351 nucleotides. It is a transcript of the gene FBXL7, whose product is annotated as F-box and leucine rich repeat protein 7. Gene Ontology annotation, cellular component: SCF ubiquitin ligase complex. Bases 284 to 1759 code for a protein of 491 amino acids. The record is from RefSeq and is a predicted model, not a curated record. Gene Ontology annotation, biological process: SCF-dependent proteasomal ubiquitin-dependent protein catabolic process. Gene Ontology annotation, molecular function: protein binding. NCBI's taxonomy places the organism in Eukaryota, Metazoa, Chordata, Mammalia, Primates, Lemuridae. The transcript is spliced from 4 exons.